AUGUCUAAGAGAGGUCGUGGCGGUGCCGCCGGCAACAAGCUCAAGAUGACUCUCGGUCUGCCUGUUGGCGCCGUGAUGAACUGCUGCGACAACUCCGGUGCUCGCAACCUGUACAUCAUCUCCGUCAAGGGUAUCGGUGCCCGCCUGAACCGUCUCCCCGCUGCCGGUGUCGGAGACAUGGUCAUGGCCACCGUCAAGAAGGGAAAGCCCGAGCUCCGCAAGAAGGUCAUGCCCGCUGUUGUCGUCCGCCAGAGCAAGCCCUGGCGCCGCCCCGACGGUAUCUACCUGUACUUCGAGGACAACGCAGGUGUUAUCGUCAACGCCAAGGGUGAGAUGAAGGGUUCCGCCAUUACCGGUCCCGUCGGAAAGGAAGCUGCUGAGCUCUGGCCCCGUAUUGCCUCCAACUCCGGUGUCGUCAUGUAA
Messenger RNA from Penicillium bovifimosum, 423 nucleotides. RefSeq names its product 60S ribosomal protein uL14. The record is from RefSeq and is a predicted model, not a curated record. Gene Ontology annotation, cellular component: cytosolic large ribosomal subunit; ribosome. Lineage: Eukaryota; Fungi; Ascomycota; Eurotiomycetes; Eurotiales; Aspergillaceae. Bases 1 to 423 code for a protein of 140 amino acids. Gene Ontology annotation, biological process: translation. The transcript has 4 exons. Gene Ontology annotation, molecular function: large ribosomal subunit rRNA binding; structural constituent of ribosome.